AAGAGAGAGAUCUUCUCCCUCUUCAUGUCUCUCAAGUGAAACCUCCAGGAGCACAAAAUAACCAAGACGAAACCAAACCCAAAUGUUCUGAUCACAUCCGAAACGAUUCGAUUUCUUAGCGGUACCCGGGCAUUGCAUGCAGAAAAACCAUGGAAAGCUCCUCAACUGAAGCUUUUAUAAGCUCUGUAUUGACCAAAGAAGAAGACGCUGCUAGACUUCACAUAGAAGAGAUCAGGACCCAAAAGUUCUCCAUAGGGAAGAAAGACUCAAAUCCCUUAACUCUUGAUCUGCACCAUGCAGUCACUAGUCUAUCUGCCGAGCUCUAUCAGAAAGACAUCCAUUUCCUAAUGGAGCUCAUACAGAAUGCAGAGGACAAUGAGUACAAAGAAGGUGUACAGCCAACGCUGGAAUUUGUGCUGACCAAGAAAGACAUAACCGGGUCUGGAGCAUCUGCUACUCUGCUCGUUUUCAACAAUGAGGUUGGCUUUACUAGGAAGAACAUCGAUUCCAUAUGCAGCAUAGGCCGUUCUACCAAGAAGGGGAAGAGACAACAAGGCUUUAUUGGAGAAAAAGGAAUUGGAUUCAAAAGUGUGUUUCUUGUGUCUUCACAACCGCACAUAUUUAGCAAUGGAUAUUGUGUCAGAUUUGAUGAAGAACCAGACCAGGAUUGUGGUAUUGGGUAUGUAGUUCCUCAAUGGGUUUCCGGAAAGCCUUACUUGUCAAGCAUAUGUGAUGUGUAUGGGUCUGAGAAGAUCUUGCCAACGACUACAUUCAUCCUUCCUCUAAAGCUUGACAAGGUGGAAGCGGUAAGAGCACAAUUGUCAGAGCUGCACCCAGAGAUUCUCUUGUUUUUGUCCAAGGUAAAGCGGCUAUAUGUACGCGGGUGUGAUCCUGAAGAAGCUGGUGGUGUCUCCACAAUUUCUAUAUUUAGUGAGACUGAACAUCUGAAGUUGAGUGAUAAAACAGCCAAGUCACGAUUUGUUCAACUUUCAGUCAAAGAAAAGAUGUGUGAUGCUGAGCAGCUGUGCAAGUAUUACUUAUGGAGAGAGGAAUUUCCUGUAAACCCUAGAAAUAAAGUUCGUAUAAGGAUGGAUGUGGAGAAAUGGGUGAUCACCCUUGCUUUCCCAUUUGGAGAAAGAUUGAGAAGGGGAACAUCAUCUGUUGGUAUAUUUGCUUUCCUGCCCACAGCGAUGGUUACAAACUUUCCGUUUAUAAUUCAAGCAGAUUUCAUCCUCGCUUCUUCACGAGAAUCUAUAAUGUUGGACAAUGUAUGGAAUUUGGGAAUUCUUAAAUGUGUCCCUCCAGCUUUUGUGAAUGCUUUUCAGUCUUGUGUGGAAGACUUCUCUCUGUUUCCUUCCAUAAGUCAGCCAUUUGAGUUUUUACCUGCUCAAGAUUCACCAAUUCCUGAGUUUAGCAACCUAAGAGAGUCUAUUAGAACUAACUUGCAAGAUUUAAAGAUAGUGCCCUGUCAAGUAUUUUCUGGUAAGUGUUUAUUCCUGCAGCCUCAAUGUGCACAUCGGAUCCUGCCAAAAUUUAGGGACCUACUGGUUCGAAUUAGAAGUGAAGGGGCUGUUUCAAGUGGUUCAGCUUCAUUGAAGAGGGUCUUGCAUCCAUAUCUGGAUAUUGAAAAAUACAGUGCAGUUCUGGAGUUCCUAGGUGUGACAUCUUCCAGUGGUGCUUGGUACACAACCUGCAUCAACUCCUGCAAUCUUGUUUUGUUAUCUGAUGAGGUCUAUAUUCAACUACUUGGUUUCAUUGCUGAUAAUAAGGAAAAGUUCUCGAAUCAUAUUGACCGUGUACCUCUUAUUAAAUACAUCAAUCGGGAAGGGAAUUCAGAAUUGAGUACAAUGACCAAAACCACCACAGCAGGGAUGCUAAAGGUUCGAUAUUCUUUGGAGGUAGAGCUUCACUCAUGGCUGAACAAGUGCAAUAUGGAGCUUGGAUGUCCUAUUAACGUGUAUUUGGUCCCCAAUAGCACACAGAAAGCUCUUUUGAAGUAUCCAAAAAUUGUUAAUAAUGAAAAGACAAAUCAUUUUAAAAGCUCAUCUCUCUACAAUUGGCUUUCAUACCAUGCAGGAGUGAAAUUAUUUACAACACAUGAUUAUGCUUCCUUGCUCUGGAAUCAUGUAUUGACUGAGGAACCAUCUCUUGCAGUUACAUUGGCCAGUUUCCUUUAUCACGCCCACAAGAAAUGUUUCCUUAAUGAUAGUCAGAUACAUUAUUUCUGUGAAAGGAUCCCAGUUAUUGAUGGGGCUGGCAAUAUUCAAAUGCAAAGGACUGUCACUCUCGUCCAUGCACUAGGAAGCAAAUGGGUGAAGUUGUUUGGACCUCAGAAUCCUUUUCUGCAACAAAAUUAUGUGGAUAUAGGGGGUGUUUAUUCCAAAAGUUGUAUGUUCCUAGGAGAAUCUACUCCUAGGAAAGAGCUUCUUAAUUUUGUUUCCAAGUACAGUAAAGCUGUGGACUUACCAGAGCUGAGCCCUCCAGAUGUAACGUUGCAGAUAACAUCUCAUGAACUGUCAAGCGAACAGGCCUUUUUACUGCUUGAUUGGAUCAGAUUACUUCGAACUAGGGGUUCAUGUUUACCUACAAAGUUCAUUGAAAGCAUUCGAGAUGGAAAAUGGAUGAAGACAUAUACAGGCUAUGUUUCUCCAAGACGGGCCUUUCUUCCCAAUGAAACAGGGAAAAUUAUUUUUGAUAUGAUGAAGCAUGUUAUGGAGGAUAUCUCCAUUAUAGACGUUGAUUUUUAUGAGAAUCAAAUCAUUCUUUAUCAAGAUGAAUUGAAAUUUCUUGGUGUGGGGCUUGGAUCAGAAGCUGUGAGGAAGCUGGUUUCUGAUCACUUUAAGUCUUUUACCUCUCAGGGAAUGAGCAAAGAGUUCAGCUUUGCUUUGCUGGAUUUCAUUAGUUUCUCUAAACGAAGAAGGAUGGUGGAUAAGGAUUGGUUGUCUGUUAUGAAGGAGAAGAAGUGGCUGAAGACUCAUCAUGGCUAUGAUGCUUCUAAGGGAUCUAUUCUCUUGCCAUCUGACAUAGAAGCUGAAACAUGUUCAAAAGUUACAAAUCUUCCUAUUGUUGAUGAAGCAUUCUAUGGUAGCAGAUUAAGAUCUUUCUUAUCUGUUUUAAGGCUACUUGAGAUUGAAUAUGACAGGGAGGAGGUGCAAAAAUUAAUUGCACAGAAUGUAAUAUUGACUCCAAAUCUGUCUACGAUGACUGGUAGCUGUGGUUUAUUGCUUCUUAAAUGUAUCAGAUGUUUGGGAAGUGGAGCUGCUGGUUUGAUUAAUACGAUUAAAUGUCAACCUUGGAUGAAGACAACUUUUGGUUUUAGAUGCCCUGAAGAAACUGUCCUUAUUGAUCCUUGUUGGGGUUCUUUGUUGAGUGUUCUUCAGGUGCCUACCAUAGAUGAAUUGUACUAUGGAAAUGAAAUGAGGCAUUUCAUUGAUGAGUUGCAAGCCAUUGGAGUGGUGGUUGGAAAUGUUGGAGUAAGUAAUACGAUUGCUGCUCGGUUUAAAUCAAUCUUGUCUUCUUCUGGUCUGGCGCCUUCCAAUGUCCUGUCUCUAUUAGGUUGCAUUAGAGAAAUCAGUCAAACGAUGUCUUUACAGUCCCCUGAAUUGAAUUGGUUGCUGUGUGAGAAAUGGCUGAAAACACGUCAUGGUUAUAAGACUCCUAAUGAAUCCAUUAUUUUCAGCUCUAAAUGGGGAUCAAUCUUGUUGUAUGUGGAUCUCCCUCUCGUAGAUGAUAUUUAUUAUGGUCUUGGCAUAUAUAAGUUCAAGGAUGAACUCCAGAUGCUGGGUGCCAUCACGGAUUUUGAAGGAGGAGCUCUUUUUGUAGCUAAAGGUCUAUGCAGCCCAAUUGACCCUGAGCUAGUUUCUGCAGAUGGAUUUAUAUCAUUGCUAGAGUGCAUCAAGUCCCUGAAGUCGAGGUCUCUUGAUGACCCCUUGCUGGGUGACUUUGUCAAGAACAUUGCAAAAAGCAGGUGUCUAAAGAUCAGGAAUGGGUACAAAACGCCUGAAGAAUGUAUUCUGUUUGAUCCAGCCUGGGAAGGUAUUCUGAAGCGAUCAGAUGCACCAACAAUUGAUGAAAGUUUUACUGGAACUGACAUUUCUUUAUACAAGAAUCAGUUGAGAGAUAUUGGUGUGAAGGUAGAUCCUCUCGAGGUUUGUUCUCUUCUUUCUGGGCUUCUUUUGUCACUGACAGACACGGCAUAUAUAACAAGGAUUUAUAGCUUCCUCACUGAGUUCUUCUGGAGUCCACAAGUGCUAGAUAAAUGCAACUCUAAGGUUUGGAUACCUGACCCAAAGGGUACUGGUGAAUGGGUUAAUUCUCUGGAUUGCGUACUUCAUGAUAGGAAAAAUCUCUUUGGCUCUCGUUUUUUUUGUCUUGACAAGUUGUAUAAGAAAGAGCUUCUCCCCAUGUUUUGUUCAGCCUUUGGAGUUGCAGAACAUCCUUCCAUCAAUGACUACUUGCAGCUAUGGAACACAUGGGCUAUGAGGGAUAACUUCCAAGUGACUGUUGAAGAGUGCAACUCGUUUUGGGGAUGUGUAUUCGACAACUGGAAUCAACAUGUAGAAGAUACUCUGAAGGAGAAGUUGACCAAAUUACCUGCCACGAUUUCGUCCAUGGUUGGGGAAAUAUAUGUGAUGAGCAGAGAGGAAGUAUUCAUUGCUGAUGACUUGCAAUUGAAAACUAUCUUCUCAAGCUGUGAUAAGGUUCCUUUGUUUGUCUGGUUUCCUAAGAGUAACAGCUCGUCUUUUAUUCCUCCUAGAAGGCUACGUAAAAUUUACGAUUGCCUUGGAGUUAAAAGGAUUUCUCAAUCAGUUGAGUAUAAUGUGAGUGGCAUGGAAUCAUUAGAUCAUUUGGAAAAGGUUGAACCAAGAAAUGAACUGAUCAGAAGGGGUUUAAUCAAAAUUAUUCUGGGUUUUCUUGCUGGUCCUUUGGUAGAUAUGCCAUUGAAAGAGAGACACAAGGCUGCAAAGUUGAUAAGCGUGCUGUCAGUUUAUAAGAGUGACAAGCCAAUUAAAGUCUGCUAUCGACUAAUGCCAUCUGCGAGUACAACAGUCGAGGUAGAGAAAAUAAAGCUGGUUCUUUGGGAGAAGAAUUUGCAGCGAUUACUGAUUGAUAGAUUGGCCUAUGAAGAUGGAAAAGCUGAUCUAGAAUUUGUUACUUCUUUUGCUGAUGAACUGGCGCAAGGACUGUUAGCAGAUGCAAGACCCACAGCUGCAGAUGCACUGAGCAAGAUUAUCCAAAUGGGAUUUAUGUUUGAUUUUAUUGAGAAUGAAGUUGAUUUUUUGCUGAUGAAAGAAAAUCUAGAGUUAUAUAUGGAGGAUGAGCAGUUUCUUGAUUCUGCUUUCGUCUCAUCUGGAAAAAGUGGUCUUGUUUAUCGAAAGCGAUCAUGUAAGCAGUCACAACAAUUUGAUCCUUCCACGCCAAUGGUGUCUUGCAAGAAGCAGCGUAAGUGAUAAAGGGGUGAUCCAGGCUCUUUCUUUUGUUCAUAGCUUGAGUUGUCAUACAAGUGCCUUGAAGCUUUAUCAUGUUGUAUUUUGGUUGAUCCUUGUGUAUAUUUGUCUGAUAACAGUAUGGGAUGCAAAUACAGAUUGUAUGGAUAUGUAAUAUGGCUCUGUACUAUAAAAUGAAUAUGUU
Messenger RNA from Rosa rugosa (rugosa rose), 5631 nucleotides. RefSeq lists its product as uncharacterized. The coding region runs from base 150 to 5450 and encodes 1766 amino acids. NCBI's taxonomy places the organism in Eukaryota, Viridiplantae, Streptophyta, Magnoliopsida, Rosales, Rosaceae. The record is from RefSeq and is a predicted model, not a curated record. The transcript is spliced from 4 exons.